This is a messenger RNA of Caenorhabditis sp. 36 PRJEB53466, 9657 nucleotides long. Lineage: Eukaryota; Metazoa; Nematoda; Chromadorea; Rhabditida; Rhabditidae. The record is from the annotation of a GenBank genome assembly.
AUGCAACCAGAAGACGAAGGAAAUGAGCUCCCGGUGCUCAUAGCAAUACGGAAACCGGAUCCGAGGGCUGUACGGCGUAGAAAUCAGGAUCAAGCGAAUCGAGAAGCAUCACACAUGGCAGGAAAGGAGAACGGACCAGAAGAACAGGAGGUAAGCCACGAACUCGAAUAUCUGACAGUCCUUGCUUGCCUUACAGCCACCCAUGAAUCUCUUGGAGAUCAUUCAGAAGGUUCUCGUGAACCGAAGAAGAAAAGCCGCCCUUCAGGAGCCAGCGGUCCCGGAGCCCCCACAAACCUGGCAAGUUCCCAUCGAGCUGUGCGGCCUCGGAAACUUUCCGGACAUUUGUCCGUCUCCGGCGAAAGAGGUGGCUCGACCCGAGCACAAAUCGAAUGCGGAACGGGCUCGGCUCAAGAUACGAUAUAGAAUGGUAAGGAUUUUCGGGGGGCUUUGCUUUUUUGAUGCUUGAUAAUCGAUGAUUGCAGAACUUUAGGAAGGAGAUGGUACGGAUGAUCGAGAUGCAUUUCAACGAACACCGGAGAUCUUUUCCCCCGGCUCGUCUUUGUCGCCGAGCCACACAACAACAUCCGGGACCGCCGGAGGCAACCUGGAAGUCCUUUCAGUUGACCGAUGGUCCCAUCGUCAUCUCGGACCGGCCGCUUCAAGCCACGUGGACAAGUGUCUACGACAUUUGGAGAAUGGUGGCGGAGCAUCGGAUGCGGAUAGUGCUCGAGGAGAGGGCACGGAUUCUGGAGAGGGCCCGUGACGGGAUCAUGGAGCAUCGGUUGGAUGAAGUGAGUUUUUGACAUCUUCUAACAACAAGACAUUCUUUUUUACAGUUUCUGAACGUCUGGAUGGUCGAGCAGAGGGUCCAACUCGAUCUGAAGCUCGUGAACGACGAGAUCGUGGCCACACUCAACGAGCAAGACUUCAAAGGACCCGAUAAUGAGCACCGGCUCGCGUUGGCAGUCCUCAAGGCGCUGUUUUUCGAUGGAGAACGCAUUCUGCUCCAUCGAGACGUCUUCGGAGAUCCAAACUACGGGGAUUUCCAAGAAACGGGUGAUGAAGAGUGCUGAUCGUUUUUUUUUUGACCAACCGGUAGUUCUUGUGUACAUUACGGUCCCAAGUAUAUUAUAUUGCAUUCCCCGUAGUAAGCGACACGAUUUUCCCAACUUCAUACGGUUUUUGUGCCAGCAAAAUGGCGCCCUACCGUAUCCACCUCAAAUUUAAAGGCGCAGAACUCGAAUAGCUCUCCCUAAUAGUACAUUUUGCGUAGCUAAUCAAUAUUUUUCCACGUAUUCCAGCGGAAAAGCGACAUUGCCAGAAUUAUUGCAAUCUUGUAAAACUUUGCGCCCGCGAAAAUGGUCUCGGCGGCAAAACUGGGUUAUAUUCCCACGGUUCGACAUUCAGCUUUAACCGGACGUGUACACAUGCAUCUUUUUUCCUUUUUUUUCCGUCUCUACCUCGAUAAAAUGUAAUAAAACUGUUCAAAAAAGGAAACUUCCUCUCAUUCUUGUUAUUUACUUGUCAAGGGUCCGUUAUCCCUGUUUUUACCUAUCCUUUGUGCAUGUUUACAUUCAAAUACUGUUGAUUUGAUUUCAGGAGUCUAUUGUCAAUUUCAGUUUUAGAUUUUUGAAGCAAGCACACAACUACAACACAUUCAAAUGUAAGUCUUUUUGACUGUAGGAAGGAAAAAAGUUGGCUCAACUUUCAAGAACUACAGUAGUCUUAGGAGUGGUCGUACACAAAUAUUGUCAACUAGAGAAACGAAGUUCAACUCGUGAACAUUCUAGAGAUCAAUUUUGAAAAUGAUAUGACACCUCUGAGCUCGGAUACACAUGCUCAAAGUUGACCUCUAAUAUUGUACACCAUUAAACUAUAUGGCUUACAGAUGAAUCCGGAAGAACUAUACAACUCCUCGGAAGUCCGUUUCUCCCGAACUGAGACACUAUCGGAGGAGGGCGUCACAGUGGCCGUGGAGGAGGUCGGAGCAGUGGCGGGAGAGACGAGAUGCGGUGAGAGAGAAGAUGAUCCGGAUGGCGAACCGGACUAUGGGGUAGCGAUGUGUCUGCCCCAGGACCGACCGAUCGGGCGUCCUCCGGAUUACGAGCUCGUGCAUGUAUUUUCUGGACUGCCACGAGAACCCGCACAGCCGAUCCAGGAAGAUCCCGAUGAGAGUUCUUCAUCGUGCAGCCAAUCAGAAGCGGAGGAUGAAGAUGAGAGUGAAUUAGACGACGUCGGGGAUGAAUUUGAUGAAGGCGAUGUCGCUUCUGUGGCUGGUGAUGGAGAUGAAGAUGAGGAUGACGCUGAGUACGGUAAGUGUUCCUCUACAAUGCAAACCAAGAAAGGUGCGAACAUUUCAGACCGCCGAGUAUAUGGAACUCCUCUUCCACCCAGAUCACCCAUAGAAGAAUUGGAGGAGCAGGCCGAACGUGCUCGAUUGUCGGGAUCGGAUUCUCAAGGCGGACAAGAAGAUCCAUUGAGGGCAGAGAUCGGUAAGCUAGACAUGCUCAAAGAAGAUCACUAUUGUACUUUUAGCGAUCUCGACCGCGCCUGAAGCUGUGAGCGAUGAGGAAGAUAUUGAAAUCGAUGUCGUCGGUUAUGAUGAAGAUGAAGAUAAGGAAGGGGGAGAAGACGUCGCUACAGAUGCUCACAAUGAAUAUAUAGAAAUGGGCGAGGAAGAAGAAUAUGAAGAUGAGGAUCGAGAAGAAGAUGAGGAAGAAGACGUUGCUACUGAUGCUCCUAGUGAAUAUAUAGAAAUGGGCGAGGAAGAAGAAUGUGAAGAUGAGGAAGAAGACGUUUAUGCGCUAAACAAUCUAACUCCUUCUGCCUUGAAAGCCAUCACAAUAGGCGACAUAUCAAUGACUAUUGUACGUUGAUGGUGACGUUGAUUUUCUGCGCAUGUCUUGAAUUUCAGAAGAGAACGGAUGGGGAAACGCAAAGAACGGAGGCUGAGCGAGAUGCACUCAUGAUGCAACGGCUGGCUCCGUACACACUUCAAGAAAUCUCUGAGGUUUCGGUAAUUCUCUACAGUUUUACGAACAAAACGUCGAAAUUUUCAGCCCACAACUGCUCGGUUGAUCGAGAAGUUGAGAAGAGAAGAAGAGGAUGGUCAUGGAGACGUAUCUGACGUAUCUGAGGCAGUACAGGGAAUCUUUGAGCCGGCGCGAGAAGCAGUUGCUGAUCAUCUACCGAAGGCCGUCGUUGAAUACCCGGAUGCCGCCGAACAAGGAGAAGAGGAAGAUGCUCAACCACACAAUGCCGAUGAUCACGCGGCACAGGAAAACGCGAAAAGAGCCGAAGAAGGGGAGCAUGUGGAAGACGAGACAGAGCCGGUAGCUGAGCCGGCAAAGCGAGGCAGAGGACGCCCAAAGGUAAAGGAAAAUGAGAAGCUUGAUAUUAUUCACUGUGCUCUGAUAUUCAGAAGAAACGCCGUAACGUCAACGCCGUACCACGCCCCGCGUGUGCCACGUCGUCUACGCCCAAGCGCCGCAAGAGGCAAACAGAAGUGCAGCGCCUCCGCGAGGAUCCGUUUGUUCCGCGGAAUAUGCGGUCGGGGCGAGCCGUUCACGAGGCGACAAGAAGCCGUCGAACGGUAAGUCUAGGGUAUUGAAUCUCAGCUCUAUUUCCUUCAUUUUUAGGCCUUGCGCAAUGUGCCAGAAAGACAAGCUGUUCAGCAGGCGAGCACACGCCGUCGAACUGUAAUUCCAGGGUUUUCAAGUUACACUCCAUUUCCUUCUGUUUUAGGUCCGCGCUGAUAGGCAAGUGGUUGAGGAGCUCCGCGAGCCGGAAGUCGUCGAUCUGGGAUGGAAUCGGGAUGGGCAAGUCGCAGUGGAAGACGAGGCGGGACCAGAUCCGGUGCCGCAACCUGUAGCUGUGGAAGACGAAGCGGAGCCGGUCCCGGAACCAGUUGAGCAGCGAACGGCUCAAGUGCAAUCGAGAGGACGUCCAACGGUAGAGAAAAAUGAGAAGCUUAUCAUGCUUCAAUUUUCAGACGAUCAACGGCUCACGGGAAGUCGCUGAGUCCGCGGAAGAAGAGCCGGUAGCUGAACCGGCACCGGCGCCAAAGCGAGGCAGAGGACGCCCAAAAGUAAAAGAAAAUGAGAAACUUGAUAUUAUUCACUGUGCUCUAAUAUUCAGAAGAACUGUGCCGCUCCAUCUACGCCCGAGAACAGCAAGAAGAAGACGGAACUGGCACGUCCAAGCGAGAAUCCGAUUGCCGCUCAAAAUGUUCGGUCGAGACUUUGCUUUUCGCUAAUUUUUCUUAUUUUUUAGGCCUCGCCGAAUGAGCCGGCGAGAGGAGUUGUUCACCAGACGAAUAGAAACUCUAGAACAAUUGUAAGUCCGGGGGAUACCACUUUACACACUCAAUUUCCUUCACUUUUAGGUCCCGGCAGACAGUCAUGUGAUGGUAGAAGUCGAAGAACAAGUGAGUCUCCAGUUUCCUACACAGUCAGAAGGAGGUGACACCAGUCGGGUAGAAGAAGAAACCCAUCUGUCGCCAAGCGUAGCUGUUGAACAGCAGCCGAGUACGAGCAACGGAGCGGUACGCCAAGAGUUACCAAUUUGCACUCAAUUUCCAUCAUUUUUAGGCUCCCGCUCGAGCCGAUCCGAUUGAGAAGCCUGAAGAGCCGGAAGACGACGAUGCGACGAUAAGGAUCGAUGUGGAAUGGAAUAUCCCAUCACCAGUCGAAGAUGGAAGCGGUGAGGGAGAUGCUGAAGCGGUCGGAGACGAGGUGGAACCGGUAGCUGAACCGGCAUCGACACCAGAGCGAGCGAGAGGACGUGCAACGGUAAGGGACAAUGAAAAUGAAAGAGAAGACCUUCAUCCCGCAUCAACUUUCAGACACCGACGCCCUCUUCUGUCAGUUCAUCUCCGAAAAGACGCAAGAAGCAAACCGAACUUGAACGGCUUCAGGAGAAUCGGAAUGCCAAACCAAUUGUGCCGGCGAAACGUGCGCGCGUGGCUCCGGUCCGACUGAUGGCGGUCCAGAGGACGGCCGAAUCGCCCAGUCCGGUUUCUCCGCAAAGAAGAAGAAGGACACGGUCUCAGGGAGCGAACAGCGAGACGCGCAGAGUUGUUCGGACGGGUGGACGUUCAAGGUCGAGGACUCGCGAACGACGACGUGCGGCUACUGUGGAGCCCGGGCGGAGAGAGACGGAGCGGGAAGAGGAAGCGGAAGAACGAGCAUCAUCAUCCGAUUCGGAGUCGGAACUGCCUGGAGCGAGAGGUCCACCCGCCUGGACCGAGUUCCGUUUGGCGGAGGAGGGACCAGUGGUCCUCACCGAUUCGGAAGUUCAGCCCGGAUGGACAAACGUCCACGAUUGUUUUGUGGAGAUAAACAUUCCGGAAGAGACAAGAAGAGCGGUCUUGGAGCACGGAAGAGCGGCGUUCGGAGCGCAGCCGCUGAGACAAGUACGCUUCUUUAUAGUGUUGUAUUCACGUACUAUGUACAGUUCGCUUUCAGUUUUUAAUUGUCUGGCUGGAGCAGGCGAUGAAGGAUCGUCAAUUCGGGACCACGCCCAACGUGGACGUGAUCCACGAGGAUCUCAUGUCCUACUUCACAAGGACCCAGUACGACGGCCCGCAAGACGAGCAUCAAGUGGCCGUUGGCGUCCUCAAAUCGAUGUAUUUUGAUGGCGAGCGCUUUCACUUAAAGAAGGCUAUGUUUGCCAAAAAAGGCCUAGGCUAUUCAAAUUGAUUGCGUUCAGAUAGUCUUGUUUUACUGGUUUUCAUUGUCGUUUCACAUGUGUUCUGAAUAAAAAAUUGUACUGGAAAAUUGUCAAACAAAUCAAAGACUCAAAGGCUACAAAAGCAGAGCCAAAUACGAUUCUCGCGGGAUUACGGUAGAGUGGUGCCCGCGAAAACUGUCCCGCCAAAUCAAGCGACACGUUGCGGCAGCGGAAAUUCUGAACCAUUUUCCUCCCGCGGUUCUCUCUGACAUUCCAACUUUACUCGGACGUUUGUUCUUACCUGGCCUCCCAAAGUUUACUGUUAUUCGAUGUGCAUUUUGCCGAAUCAGCAGAUGUAUCACUCUCACUGAUACGACUGCUGUGUUCUCUCAGUUCCAACUAGAUGAUAUAAGCAAACUAUAUGGCUUUCAGAUGAAUCCAGAAAGGCUCUUCCAUCCGUCCGAGAUUCGUUUCUCCCGAACGGAGACACUAUCGGAGGAGGGCGUCACAGUGGCCGUGGAGGAGGUCGGAGCAGUGGCGGGAGAGACGAGAUGCGGCGAAAGAGAAAUGGAUCCGGAUGGCGAACCGGACUAUGGGGUAUCGAUGUGUCUGCCCCAGGACCGACCGAUCGGGCGUCCUCCGGAUUACGAGCUGGUGCAUGUAUUUACUGGACUGCCACGAGAACCCGCACAGCCGAUCCAGGAAGAUCCCGAUGAGAGUUCUUCAUCGUGCAGCCAAUCAGAAGCGGAGGAUGAAGAUGAGAGUGAAUCAGACGACGUCGGGGAUGAAUUUGAUGAAGACGAUGUCGCUUCUGUGGCUGGUGAUGGAGAUGAAGAUGAGGAUGACGCUGAGUACGGUAAGUGUUCCUCUACAAUGCAAACCAAGAAAGGUGCGAACAUUUCAGACCGCCGAGUAUAUGGAACUCCUCUUCCACCCAGAUCGCCCAUAGAAGAAUUGGAGGAGCAGGCCGAACGUGCUCGAUUGUCGGGAACGGAUCCGCAAGGCGGACAAGAAGAUCCAUUGAGGGCAGAGAUCGGUAAGCUAGACAUGCUCAAAGUAGAUCACUAUUGUACUUUUAGCGAUCUCGCCCGUGCCUGAAGCUGUGAGCGAUGAGGAAGAUAUUGAAAUCGAUGUCGUCGGCUAUGAUGAGCGUUCCUCUACAAUGCAAACCAAAAAAGACGCGAACAUUUCAGACCGUCAAACUCCUCUUCCACCCAGAUCACCUGAAACCGAUGUCAGUCGAGAAGAAGUGGAGGAGCAGGCAGGAAGUUCUCGGGAUGAGGAUCUGACAGCGUCGCCUUCGCAGCCAAUCGAAGAAGCUACUUCUGCUCCAGCGGCGGAUCAAUUGGGGGAAAUAAUCGGUAAGAAAAGAUGUUUGGAUGGUUCACUUUGCGUAUGACAAUGUUUCCAUUGGGACCACUCGGAAGAGUACGGUAGCUAAAGCGGUUUCACGGUGAUGAUAAAACAUAACCUUGCGGGAUAGAUCAAUUAGUAAUUAUCAUACGUCUAGAACUUCUUGAAUGCCUCUGGGCUCAGCUAGACAUGCUCAAAGAAGAUGUACUUACAGAUGUCUUGACUCAAAGCGACCGAUCGCUCAAUUCAAGUUGUGCUCCGAUCAGAGUGGUGGCUUGUUUGGAGCUGGUGGACGACAUUGAAGAGAUUGAAGAGUAUGACGAUGAAGAAAAAGUGGAAGAAGACGCGAAUGGCCAUUAUGAAUAUAUGGAAGUGAGCGAGGAAGAGGAGGAAGGGAGCGAAGAAGAUGACGUCGGUGAUGAAGCUUCUGUAGAGAAUGGUGGACAUGAAGAUGAAGAAGAGGAUGAAAAUUUACGUUUAAUUCGCUCGAGCUACAGUAUGUCCACGACUCGAUUCGGACUUGGUCGACGGAUGUUCCAUCUAGAUGACCUGAGCGAUGAGGAAGAGAGAGAAGAAGAUGACGUCGAAAAUGAAGAGGAACAAGAAGCCGCCGAUCAGUCACAGUACAGAGUUGAACAAGAAGAUGAAGAAGAUGCUCAGCCGGAAGUUGGAGAUAGAGACGAUCAACCACGCAAUGCCAAUGACGAGCAGGAAGGAGAUGUGGAAGGAGACAUUGAGGAAGUCAGCGAGCAUGUGGAAGACGAGCCAGAGCCGGUAACUGAACCGGCACCGGCGCCAAAGCGAGGCAGAGGACGACCAAAGGUAAAGGAAAAUGAGAAGCCUGAUAUUUAAUAUGCUCAAAUAUUCAGAAGAAACGCCGGAACUUCAACAACGUGCCACGCGCCAACGGUGCCGCUCCAUCUCCGAUCAAAAGACACAAAAAGAAAACGGAAGUGCAGCGCCUUCGCGAGAAUCUGGGUAUUGAUCGGAGUGUGCGGUCGAGACGAGCUGUCCAUCGGUCGAGUAGAAGAAGCGGUCGAACGGUUAGUCCAGGUUGUCGACUCCUCGCUAAACUUCCUUCAACUUUAGGCCUUGCGGGAUGUGCCGGCGGAGGCAACUCCAGCUCGGGCCGAUCUUCCACUAGACGCAGCUGAGCCGGCACCGGCUCCAAGACGGGGCAGAGGACGACCACAGGCAACCCCAGCUCGAGCCGAUCUUCCACUAGACGGAGCUGAGCCGGCACCGGCUCCAAGACGAGGCAGAGGACGACCAAAGGCAACCCCAGCUCGAGCCGAUCUUCUCCUACAAGCAGCUGAGCUGGCACCGGCUCCAAGACGAGGCAGAGGACGACCACAGGCAACUCCAGCUCGAGCCGAUCUUCCACUAGACGGAGCUGAGCCGGCACCGGCUCCAAGACGGGGCAGAGGACGACCACAGGCAACCCCAGCUCGAGCCGAUCUUCCACUAGACGGAGCUGAGCCGGCACCGGCUCCAAGACGGGGCAGAGGACGACCACAGGCAACCCCAGCUCGAGCCGAUCUUCCACUAGACGGAGCUGAGCCGGCACCGGCUCCAAGACGGGGCAGAGGACGACCACAGGCAACCCCAGCUCGAGCCGAUCUUCCACUAGACGGAGCUGAGCCGGCACCGGCUCCAAGACGAGGCAGAGGACGACCAAAGGCAACCCCAGCUCGAGCCGAUCUUCUCCUACAAGCAGCUGAGCUGGCACCGGCUCCAAGACGAGGCAGAGGACGACCACAGGCAACUCCAGCUCGAGCCGAUCUUCCACUACACGCAGCUAAUCCGGCGCCAAAGCGAGGCAGAGGACGACCAAAGGUAAAGGAAAAUGAGAAGCUUGACAUUUACUAUGCUCUUCUUUUCAGAAGACGCACCGGAACGUCAAUAGCGUGCCACGUCCAUCCCGUGCCGGUCCAUCUCCGACCAAGAGCAGCAAGAGGAAAACAGAAGUACGUCUCAGCGAGAAUCGCACUGUUGCUCGAAGUGUGCGGUCGUGCGGCGGCCAGUCGACUAGAAACCUUCGAACUGUCAGUCAAGGGUAUCGACUCUUUGCCAAAUUUCCUUCGUUUUUAGGCCUCGCGGAAUGAGCCGGCUGAGCCGACACCGGCGCCAAGACGAGGCAGAGGACGCCCAAAGACAACUCCAGCUCGAGCCGAUCUGCCAUCUCAAGCAGAAGAAGGAGUCGCUGAGACUGUGGACGACGAGGCGGGAGACGUGCCAGAAGGCGACGUGAAUGCGGAAGUGAGUAUCCAGUUUCUCCCACCGAUUACCAAUGCCGUAGUUUCAGGAAACUCCACCCCGAGUCGAUCGGGCCGAGGAGCCGGUAGCUGAGCCGGCACCGGCGCCAAAGCGAGGCAGAGGACGUCCAAAGGUAGAAUAAAAUGAGAAGCUUGAUAUUCACUAUGCUCUACUCUUCAGAAGAUUCAUCCGAACGUCAACAGCGCACCGGCCCCUUCCUCUGUCACUUCUUCUUCGAUCAACAGACGCGAAACGGAAGCGGAACGUCUUCAGGAGGAGCCGGAGGAGGAAGGACCGUCAGUUCGGAGGCAUAGACGUGAUCCACGAGGACAUGGUGUCCUACUUCGCGAAGAUCCAGUACAACGCCCCGCAGAAUGA